AACCCAAAGCAGAGCGUUGCUUGGCGAUCAUUCGUGCGACGUCGUUUAUUUAUUAGCCGAGUGGCAUUUCCAAUAGUUGAAGCUACGCCACUGUUUGGGUUAAUGUUAUUUUAAGCGGGCGCUGUGUUGUGGUUUCACUUUUAAAAUGAAAAAAGCAACAAAAAAUUACCAUAGUUGAAAAUAAGUCGCCGAAGUGAUCGUUUGUAGUUGGAAUGUUAUUCUGUGCGUUGGUUUUCUUAUCAAAUUGCAAGAAUUCAAUAAAAGUUGACAUGAAGCCCAGUCAAUUGCUCUCGAUUCGAAAGCUAUUUUUUUGACGUCGUCGUCGACGUUCCAAAGAUAACGGAAACUUGAAAAACGUGCACGCUCAUUUCAAAAUGAAAUUGAAUUGUGUGGUAUCUCAAUUUGCGUAAUGUUAUUUAGAAAACGAUAAAUUAAUGUGUCCCGCGUGUGUGUUCAGGAUUUUCUCUUCUGGCCACAGUGCCCAGAAAUUAUGAAUUGAAAAUCAUACACAUUCAUAAAGUGCAUGCAAAACGAUUAUUUUGUCUACGUUCAGUUAACGACAACGAUGAAGAAAAAAAGAAGUCAGUCUACUUGUUCCGCACCAGUUCGAUGCCGAUUCCCAUUCAUUUUAAAAAAGUAGAGAAAAAAAGAACGUCAGCGACAAAACAAAACCACAAAAGAAAGCGAACAAAAAUAUGUAUGGCAAAUUUGAUUCUAAUGUGUAAGCAAAAAUGUUUGUGUGCUGUUGUGUGGUGUCUCCUUUUGCAACAUUUUCGUUAAAACGAUUGUAACAUCGUCGUCGUCGGCGGCGGUGCGGUCGAUGCGUUCUGAAUGAAAAAAAAAUAAUGAAAAAACCGAGAAACAAAGUGCCGCAAUAUCGAAUUACACGUGGAAUGAAAAGUGUCGCUGUGAAUUCUGGCAUUUUUUAAACUUACAACAAAAGCCGAAAAAACAACAAUUUAUGUUUAUGGGUUUUUAUGACUUUUUGCUAUGACUUGCAACAUCAACACUUCUUGGAAAUUCAGUUAUGUAUGCUCAUGCGUUGAGACGAACAGUUUGUUUUAGUUUGUUCAUGACAUUUACACGGUGUGCACCAUGCGAAAUGUAAAUACUAUUGUUUAGUUGUGGAAAGAUCUGUGAACAAGAAAAAGUAGAAGAAGAAGAAGAAGAAGAAGAAGAAACGCUUGAAAUAGAAAUGCUGAUGAUAAAAACCUGUUUAUUAUGUUCUUGGUCAUUGGAAUAUAAUUCACCUUUUUGCGCUCAUAAACAUAGGUUUUGUGCUAGCUAAAGAACAAUCGUUGAGUGAAAAUGUCGGAUUGUGCUGUGGAAAAUGUUGAAUGCAUCGAAACAUCAGAAGAAAAAUAACGAACGAACCAGCAAUAGCAACUAACUUUAUAGAACCAUAAAUCAAAACGAAAACCAAAACCAUCUGAGCGAAAGAAAUAUUUUCUACUGCUGUUGUUCUACCGAACAGAGUGAAACAAGUGUCGAGUUAAACAUAAUUAUUUUGGUGAAGUUUGGCGUCGCGUUUUUCCUCUCUUUCACUUGCUGAGUUUUUUGGUCAAUGUACAUUGUACAUCGAUUUAGAAUCAGUGAUGUGUUUAAAUGUCGAAUCUGCCGAUAAAACGGAUAAAUUGAUUUAAAGCCAUAACAAGCCAUUGUUAGUUGAAAACACAACGAACUCUUUCGGAAAAACCGCAUUGUAAGUGAGAAAUUUCGGGAGAUAAAAAAACAUUCUUGCAUCGAACACAACACAAAAAUGGGAAAAUCAUCAAGUAAAUUGAAAACGCCACGGCGAAGCCAAAGUAUGGCAUGGAAUUUUCGAUUUUCCACACUGAGCAAAAAGGAAAUGGGUCCAAUAAUGGUAUUGCCGCGACAUCCACACUUCGAAAUAUCCGCUUGGCUCGAGAUGCUCGACUUGCCGCAGUACAACAAAAGCUUUUCCAAGUUCAUCGGUGUGGAGGAAUUGAUAUACUUUUGCGAAGCCGAUAUCAAACAACUAGGGGUUCGAAACUCGGCUCACCGGGCGCGUAUCGUAUCCAGUUUGGUGGCGUUUCGUGAUAAAUACGAACAUGGUUCAUCAAGUACUGUGACUACCUUUAAUCGAAAGACAACCGCGCGAAAAACGCAACGCUACAGUAUGGUUCAAGACAAGAAGCAGAAAGAAACCGUACCAAUAUACGAGGCACUAAACACAGCGGAAACCAAACAAAAACAAAGUAAAAGUCUGGGCGAUCUAUUAGAUAUGGAACAACCAGCAACAAACAGAGAUGCAACAAACGGCGGUAGCGGUGCAUCGACACCAAUUACACCAACACAAGAAUCGAUUGCACUGAAGAAGGCGCUCGAAUGGGAAUUGUCGUUGGAUAAAACCGAUUUACGUUCGCAUGCAUGGUACUAUGCGUCAAUACCACGGCAACGUGCCGAAGAACUUGUUGAAAAGGAAGGCAACUUUCUCGUGCGAGACUGUGUGUCACAGCCCGGCAACUACGUGCUCACAUGCAUGACAAAGGGAUCCAUUCUACAUUUUGUCAUAAAUAAGGUUUUAAUUCAGCCCGACACAGUGUACGAACGUGUGCAAUAUCAAUUUGAGGAUGAUGCAUACGAUACCGUGCCCGAUUUAAUUACAUACUACGUUGGCUCUGGUAAAUCAAUUUCGGCCGCAUCUGGAGCACGCAUUCGACAUCCGUGCAAUCGCACAUAUCCGCUAUCAUUUUAUGCAACCAAAUAUGGAAUCAACCAAUCGAUUGCCAGCUCACGAGGUGUCAGCCCAUUGAAUUCACCAUCACUGGUUAACGUUGGCUUUAGAUAUCCGUCAUAUAGCCAGCUAAUUGGCAUUAACCAUUCAUAUCAUAGUCCACGAUCGUCCCCACCGCAUGUCAAACGAGAUAUACCACCGCGACUACCGUCGAAAAAACAACGAUCACAUUCGCUGACACCCAUUCAACCCGGUCAAACCAUGACCGCCUGCUCUAUCAUUCGCAAUUCAAAUGAAAAGUAUUGCAGUGCCGAUGGCGUUGUACGAGAGAAAAACAGCGAGUCGAAUGGAUCGUUAAAUAAAAAGAUCGAAAAGCAUUUAAUUCUGGAGGAUAAGUGUAAUAUUGCCAAAGAUUGUGUGGAUUCGCCAAAUGAGAAUUCGACCGAUGCACUUAACCGUGCAAAUAUUGGUCAUUUGUCGUUUGGCCGUACAUCAUUCGACGGGCCCAUCAAUCACAGUCUCAACACACACUCUCUGCCUCGGCAUAAUGCAAACAAUGGCUUUCGUGGUGGCAUUCAACGCAAUUUGAUCCAUUCACGAACGGCCAGUUUAACCCGUGACGGUAGUCUUGAUGGAUGUACAUUUAAUCGGUCAUCGUUUCGCAAGCAGUUUGAGGAAGAGGAAGAGGCAAUCACACCGACCGAUGAACGAAUUACCUCACCACCACCAAAACCAAAUCGUUCGAUGCUAAAUCUGCGACAUGACAGCACAAUGACACUCAAAGAUCUGCCACUGGAUGGUGGGCCACAGUUAAAUCGUGUGGUAUCAUAUCAUGCGAGUGGCUCAGAUUCGGGCAAUGGGUCAGGUGAUUCAGCACAAAGUUCAGCGGCUAAUGAUACACUCGCCGAAGGAUUUCAGCAACCACAACGUGUCGGUGGUGUUGUUAUUCGUAACCCGAAAUUCCUAUCAAAUUCCGCUUCAUCGACGACACUAAAGAGCUAUGCCGAAUUCGAUUACACCGAGAUUGAAAAUAAUUUAAUGGCGAUGGAAAUUCCCGAGCUCGAACAAUGCUCGAAAUUCGAUUUGGAGAAUUUCACCACACUUUUAUUGCCAGCAAUCGAAAAUAAACCAUUGGACAACGAUGCAUUGAACACGAUCCGAAUAAUGCUGAGCGAAACAGCGCCACGAGUUAUUGCCAAUCACAUGAGUCGCAUCGAUUUUAAACUACUUUUGGACGGCGCUUCCAAGACUGAAAACAAUGAAGAGAGCAUUUUCAACUGCAGCGGCAUCGAGUUGAUCACCUUGAGCCACGGCGAACAAUUUAGAAAGGACUUAAUCGAACGCACUGAAUGUAUACGACUACUAGUUGCUGUCACCGUUUUAACAUGCUCCGAUGAUUCGGAACGAGCUGAAACGAUCAAUAAAUGGAUUCAAAUUGCGACUGAUACGAAAACAGCACUGGGUAAUCUCUAUGGGUUUAGCAAUAUCAUGCUGGGAUUGUGCAUGCCACAGAUUGAACAAUUGGAGUCGACCUGGUAUAUGCUGCGACAAAAGUACACUGAUAGCGCAUUCAAUUUUGAAGCCAAGCUAAGACCUCAAUUCAAGAAUAUGAAUAGCUGUACAAAUCCUUUGGCGCCAAACACAACAGUUCCACACAUUUUACCAUUCAUUUUGCUAAGAGAUCGAACUGUCACCGAUAUGCUAAACCAUAUGAAUCAACCUGGCCCACCGUCAUCAUUGGCAACGGUUUGCAUUUUGCACUGGGAGAAUAGUUCAGCUGACUUUGGUCUAACAACCGUUCACGCACAUUUAGAAGCACUACGAAACUUCAGCAACAAUCUUACUUUGUAUCGACGCAACGCACAAGCCGUGCUCACCGACAAUCGGAUCGAUGAACUACUUGAAGAUUCUUUCAGAACCGAAUUCCAUAUGAAAUUCUUAUGGGGCAGCAAAGGAGCGCACGCUCCAGCUGUUGAACGGCACACAAAACUUGGAGAAAUUCUGUCGCUAAUGGCACAGAAAUUCUGUGGAGGAUCAAAUUCAACCCUUAAUGGAGGUCAAUCUGGGUAGAACAAUGCACAAAUUCAGUAAUUUCACAUGGACAAUAAAGUGAUAAAACCGAAUAAAUCCAAAUGAAAUUCGAAUAUCAAACUCACCCUUUCUAUGUGCAAAAAUCAACAUAAACUAUGUAAUAAUCGCUCUACAUGUCAUGUGUAUGGCUAAAACUUAAACUAAAAAAUGUGAAAAUUGAUGGUAGAAUUUAAAGCACAAACGCCAUUCGUUUGGCGAAACAAAAUAUGUUCGACAAUGGAAGAAGACGAAAAAAAUGAAUCGAAACUAGUCAGAAUGCCCUUAAAAUACCAUAUUUGUAAGACGAAAACGUGUAUUGGUUUUGGAAGAAAAUCCAAUUUAUUUAUUAUUUGAUGUAUAUUUUUCUUUAUUUGAUAUCGUUCAAUUUCAAUUUUAUCUCUAUUUGUUUCCCGAUUUUUGUGAUACUAAUAAUUUUAAGGAGAGUUGUUGUUAUGUUAAAUUAUAUUGAAAAGAAGACAAAAACCAAGCAAAAAAGAUGGUUUUGGAAUAAAUUAUGCGUAUCUGUAGAGCAUACACUGUGUUGACACACUGGUAGCUACAGAGAAUCAAUGGACAAUUGGACAUAGCUAAAACAAA
Sitodiplosis mosellana (orange wheat blossom midge) is the source of this 5365-nucleotide messenger RNA. RefSeq names its product breast cancer anti-estrogen resistance protein 3 homolog. Gene Ontology annotation, molecular function: phosphotyrosine residue binding; guanyl-nucleotide exchange factor activity. The record is from RefSeq and is a predicted model, not a curated record. NCBI's taxonomy places the organism in Eukaryota, Metazoa, Arthropoda, Insecta, Diptera, Cecidomyiidae. Bases 1760 to 4768 code for a protein of 1002 amino acids. The transcript is spliced from 12 exons. Gene Ontology annotation, biological process: small GTPase-mediated signal transduction; positive regulation of peptidyl-serine phosphorylation.